Molecule: messenger RNA, 1926 nt
Organism: Leishmania major strain Friedlin
Lineage: Eukaryota; Euglenozoa; Kinetoplastea; Trypanosomatida; Trypanosomatidae
Exons: 1
Coding region: 1-1926 (641 amino acids)
Biological process (GO): regulation of DNA-templated transcription; nuclear-transcribed mRNA poly(A) tail shortening
Cellular component (GO): P-body; CCR4-NOT core complex; nucleus
Source: RefSeq, a predicted model, not a curated record
AUGUCGAACAUCAAGAAGGUGCAGACAGAGGCAGACCGCCUCCUCAAGAAGGUCAAUGAGGGCCUCGACGCGUACGACGAGCUGCACGAGAAGCUAGCUAACGCGCCCAACGCGAGCGCCAAGGAACGCCUCGAGGGUGACCUGAAGCGUGAACUGAAGAAGCUACAGCGCCACCGUGAGGCCAUGAAGAGCUUCAUGCAGAACGACGACUACAAGGAGAAAAUGAAGAUGCAGGUGUCGCGCAAGAAGAUCGAAGAGCGCAUGGAGACGUUUCGUGCGAUCGAGCGAGAAAUGAAGACGAAGGCCUUCAGCAACGAGGGGCUGGCCUCCGCUGCGCUGGAAAGGGCGGACUCCGCCACGGAGCAGUGGCUGAAGGACGCGAUUGAGGAGGGACGCAAAAAGAUAGAGCUGCUCGAGUACGAGGUGCAGAAGGCGAACAAUGGCCGUGUACGCCGUGGGAAGCAGCAGAAGUCCGAGUACCAGAUACGCCUCGAGAACUUGCAGACCCAUUUCUUCAAGUGGGAGUCGCUGCUGCGCAUGGUGAACAACGAGGAGCUCGACACCGACGAGGUGGAUGACCUGCAGGAGCCGAUUCAGAAGGUGCUCGAGGACGACGUCGAUUUGGACGUGAUGGAGGACAUGUCCAUAUAUGACAGCUUCGACAUACCAGAGCCGAAGGCGAAGCCCGUCGUGCCGUUUGACGUCAGCGACUACGAAGAUAAGAAGGUGCAGUCGCCGAAGACGACGGCCAAGGCCAAGACGCCAACGUCCACGGUGCAGGCUAAGCCCAGCCCGUUCAUCACCUCUCCGAAGGAAACGGCGGCGUCGCCGCCCGCGGCCAAGGCGGCGUCCUCUACGCCGGUCCCCUCGUCAAUGCAGCAACCGGCGCUCGCACAAGCGCCACAGCAGCAGCUGCUACCCCCCACCGCCAACAGCCCGGCGGACGACGACAUCGGUGAGGAGGAGCCAGUGCCGGAGUGGAUGGACGACGACAUGGACACCGCCAACGACGACACCUUUGGCGAUGCCGCCAUGAGCGGCGGGUUCACGAUCGGCUCGCUCGCCGAGAUGGCCUCGGCGACGAACAAGGUGACGCAGGACUGGGAGAAGUCGCAGAAACCCGUCGGGUCGCUGGAGCCCAAGACGGUGAAAGUGACGGACCCCGUCCAUGGCGCACCGGAGGAGAAGCGGAAGCCGACUCCGCCGGUCGCGGCGCCGACGCCGAACGCAUGGGAGCGACGCGCCGCCGAGCAGCAGAGCCGGCAGAAGGUACAGCAGCAGCAACAGAAGCAAGCCCCGGAGGCUGCCUCGCCGGUGGCGCCGCUCGGGCCAGUCGCUGCGGCCGCCGAAGCGAGUGCGCCGGAGGCGGUGACAACUUCGCUGAUCAACCCGGUCGCAGCGACUUCUCCGUCGACCCCGGCCGGCAGCGCUAACACAGACCCCAUCCAGCCCUUCCCGCCCAUUCCUGGUGCCGCUCCCGGCUCCAAGUUCACGCCGAAGAAAAUUCACGAGCUCUUGGACAUGUCUCUCGGCAACCUGCCGCACACGCUCGACGUGCAGCGGCAGCGCCCCUACGAGCCGCCGAACGCGAUCGAUGCGAUCCCGUACUUCCCGCAGGAGGUGCUGCCGGUGCUGUCGAACAAGGACGUCUACCAUCAGAUGGACCUCGACACGCUCUUCUUCAUCUUCUACUACCACCAAAAGUCGUACCAGCAGUACUUCGCCGCCAAGGAGCUCAAGGCCCGCUCCUACCGCUACCACACGAAGCAGCAGCGGUGGUACCAACGGCUGGAGCGGCCGCAGACGACGACAGAGACGGAGGAGCGCGGCUCGUACACCUUCUUUGACUUUGAGGACAAGUGGGACCACGACCGCAUCGACGACUUUCUCUUUGAGUACAAAUACCUUGAGAAUGAACUCCACUGA